This is a messenger RNA of Rhipicephalus microplus (southern cattle tick), 2768 nucleotides long. RefSeq lists its product as uncharacterized. NCBI's taxonomy places the organism in Eukaryota, Metazoa, Arthropoda, Arachnida, Ixodida, Ixodidae. Gene Ontology annotation, cellular component: intracellular membrane-bounded organelle. The record is from RefSeq and is a predicted model, not a curated record.
CUUAGCGGUUGCGGGGCGUUUCUUCCUUAUCGCGUUCGUUGAAGAAGCGGCGACAUGCGCUCUCUGAAUGCGCAUGCCGACGAUGACGUUUCAUAUCGCCCCUUGUAGCCUGCUAUCGAAGAGCGCGUCUCAUGCCUUGGCGGCUGUCACGUGGACAUUGCUUCGAGCCCAUAUACAGAGCAACACAUCGACCAGCUCUUCUAUACUCGUGCUACACAUAUCGCGGACGUUGUCGUACGCGCAAUCCCCUUCUGCAGUUUCUUUCCCAAGAAGGUGCCGGCUCAAUGAGAAGACGACGGCCGGUGCCCGACUUGGACGCACGGUCCUGGCUCCCUGGUUCGCCUCGGAGACAGCACGGAGCGAUGCUACGCUGGCCUGAACAGGUUCCUCUGCACACUGUUUAGCUGAGUGAAGAAUGGAGGCUGACGAAGAGCAAGGUAGCACAAUAUCGGAGCCCCAGGAGCAGUCUGAAGGCAGCAGCAGCGACCAAUCGAAUGCUGACGACGAUGAGUGGAGGCCGUGCCGUCGCAAGGUCGUCCGUCGGGUCAACCUUCAACGGUCGCAAGCCACCAAGCUGAUGUGGCAGCGCAAAAGGGCCGCUGCCGCUGCUCUUCUUCUUCAGCAGCAACAUGAGGGUAACAAUCCUGGACUAAUGGGGCCUUCAGGUUCCGGUGGCUCAAUUGGCUCGAGCCCUACCUUGGAUCGGCAAACGGCAAGCAUGAGGCAGUCUAUGAAAGCACUUCCUAUGAGUGCAGUUUCCAAAUGCAAGCCAGCUGCAGCGCAGCAGCAGCCACCACCCACAAGGAGGCGCCGGUUCCCAGCCAAAGCAGCUGGUUCUCCAAGGAGAUUCUCGAUGUGUUGGUCAGAUACCACACUGGGAUCAUCGCUUGCUGGGAAGCCUUCUCUGAAGCCGAAAGAAGAGAGUCUUGAUCAGAAGACUGCUUCACUUGUAGGUCUCAAAGCUUAUCGCCACAUAAAUCCACCUAGUGCCUGCUCGUAGUGCUGAAAUGGUGCAAGAGUUGCAGACAGAUGAUAUAAUGUUCAGUGAAGCAAAAGUGAGGCCGUACCUGGAGAGAGCAUGUCGCCCCAAGUUGUUCCAAAAAGAUGAAUCCUCUGGAUCUGAGGACCCUGAAGAAGAUGAAUGUGAAAGUGCUAUUGAUCAAGCUGAAAAAAUAUCCAACUCUGAUACUGAUGAGUCUGUAGAGGAGUUGCCACCUGAGAGACCGACUCUGCGACCAAAGCUGCUACAGACUUCACGGUCAUACCCCAUUUCAUUGCCAGACCUUGACAAAGCUAGGAAGCGGGAGUUUCAUCCAGCGCAAUACAGCACAAACAAGACUCAAGCCGUCACAUUUGUCAUGAGUGCGACUGCAAGACCAAGACCACGUCUCAUUUGUCGUGGCAACUAUGUCACUGAAAGCGAUCUGUUGGCACAAAGGCUAAGUCUGAGCAACAGCGUCCCCAGCCUUGGUUCUCCUUUUGUGGCACCUGCGUUUGCCCUGCCUGCCAAGCUGCGCUGGAAACUGAAUCCAGUAGAGUACCAGGAGUAUAUUAUGCCAGCCAAGCUGAGGCACAAACAGGACAGGCUGCUGUCAUCAGUGGCCAAGGGCAAGGAUAUCGACACCACAGACAAGAAUAAGCCUGGCACGUCGAGAUGUUCAAUAGUAGACCCGGUUGUGGCUGGUGUUAAGGCUGAACACAAGGAGCUGCCGUCGGAGCGGCGUUCACGUGCGAAACGUUUGUGGUGGGAGCAGGUGAAGCAGUUGGACUUGAGGCUUUCUAGUGGAGGAGCAGGUUCUGCCAUCUCUGAGGAGUCUGUAGAGGACCUUCUGAGCUCCAUGCCCAAAUUCUUGUUAGCAGAGCUUUUUCCCGACCCAACAUCGACAAGGAAGCAAACGAAGAAGGCAUCUCGUCAACAAAGUGGGCCUGCCAAGACUUCUGUCGUGCCCAGCAGGCGUUCUCUUAUUAUGAAGGAAAACUGGCGCAAACGAAAAGAGGCCUGGCUCUCUGCUGCUGCGCAGACUUUAGCCGCUGCAUCACGGCCUGUAUGUGCAUCUGGUAGUAAUCCCCCAUCUCCAAGCACAGAGCAGCACGAGGAGUCUGGGCCGACAGAGGACAGCAGUCAGUACCUGGCACGAUCAAUGGCACUGCUGCGUUGCCGUCAGUAUCGGCAUGACAUGAUAGCUCAGAUGGACCUACAGCAGAGGUAUUGCAACCUAUGACAAACCCUGUUCCUUCCUCCACGUUGAGAGUCCUAUUCAGGACUCGGCCACACAGACACUACAAUGCUCGAGGUAUCCACAUUGCUUCAAACAAGGAUGCCUGUGACUGCCUGCAGCCCAAUUGCCCUGGUUGUCAUUUUCCCUGCCCCAAGUGUAACUCGCAAAAGUGCGGAGACGAAUGCAGGUCUAACCGCAACUACGUCUAUGAGCAGAUUGAAGUGGACGGCUACACAAAUGCAGUCUUUACGAACUCUCUGCUUGCCUGAAGUCGGGCCCAUCUUUUUUUUUUUUUUUUCCAGAAGACAUUUUCAGGUUAAGCAAAAGCUGUGCCCCUAUAUUCGUAGGAGUGCAGGAAAGUGUUAGUGUUCCUCCUUUCAUUGAUUGCCUGCCCUACCAAAAGCUCUAAAGGAAGUUCUUGUUUUUGUUGCCCUGUUUUGUGUUUGUGUGCCAAGAAGCGGGCUGGUUCAGGCAGAGUGGUCUUGUGAAGAGUUCUGUAUUUAGUUCAAGUAAAAAAGUUUUUUACAAUAAACUUUCUCAUUUUGUGAA